Messenger RNA from Odocoileus virginianus texanus, 6363 nucleotides. NCBI's taxonomy places the organism in Eukaryota, Metazoa, Chordata, Mammalia, Artiodactyla, Cervidae. The record is from RefSeq and is a predicted model, not a curated record.
UCCUUUUUCAUGCCAGGUCCGCUCCAUGGUGAGUGACUUUGCUGUUUUCCUCACUAUCUUCACAAUGGUGAUUAUUGAUUUUUUGAUUGGAGUACCAUCACCCAAGCUUCAGGUUCCCAGUGUGUUCAAGCCAACACGGGAUGACCGAGGGUGGAUUAUUAGUCCCAUUGGCCCCAAUCCCUGGUGGACUGUGAUUGCUGCUGUUAUUCCAGCACUGCUCUGCACUAUUUUAAUAUUCAUGGACCAGCAGAUCACAGCCGUCAUCAUUAACAGGAAGGAACACAAACUCAAGAAAGGAUGUGGCUACCACCUGGACCUGCUGAUGGUGGCCAUCAUGCUGGGUGUCUGCUCCAUCAUGGGCCUGCCCUGGUUUGUGGCUGCAACUGUCCUAUCCAUCACGCACGUGAAUAGCCUCAAACUGGAAUCUGAGUGCUCUGCCCCAGGAGAACAGCCCAAGUUCUUGGGCAUCCGAGAACAGAGAGUGACAGGCCUUAUGAUCUUUGUGUUGAUGGGCUGCUCAGUCUUCAUGACAACUAUAUUAAAGUUUAUCCCGAUGCCGGUCCUGUAUGGAGUCUUCCUCUACAUGGGAGUGUCUUCCCUGCAGGGAAUUCAGUUCUUUGAUCGUCUGAAGCUCUUUGGGAUGCCUGCGAAGCACCAGCCAGACUUCAUUUACCUCCGGCAUGUGCCGCUGCGCAAGGUGCACCUCUUCACCCUCAUCCAGCUGACCUGCCUCGUCCUGCUCUGGGUCAUCAAGGCAUCGCCAGCUGCCAUCGUCUUUCCUAUGAUGGUUUUGGCCUUGGUCUUUGUCAGGAAAGUCAUGGAUCUCUGUUUCUCUAAGCGGGAGUUGAGCUGGUUGGAUGAUCUCAUGCCUGAGAGCAAAAAGAAGAAGUUGGAUGAUGCCAAGAAGAAGGCCAAGGAGGAAGAGGAGGCUGAGAAAAUGUUAGAAAUUGGGGGAGACAAGUUCCCCUUAGAGAGCAGGAAGUUACUAAGUAGUCCUGGAAAGAACAACAGUUUCAGAUGUGACCCCUCUGAGAUUAAUAUAUCUGAUGAAAUGCCUAAAACCACGGUCUGGAAAGCUCUCAGUAUGAAUUCCGGAAACACAAAGGAAAAGAGUCUCUUCAACUAAAAGUCUUUGCUGGGCUGGAGGCUGUGGGCCGUGAGGUGCCACAGGGAAGCUCGGGUUACAGAGAAGAUGGCGAGGGUCUCAGAGAAGAAGUGAGCCCCAGCCUGGCCCCGUCCUUGGUCCUGGCCAAGCCAUGCGAGGUUGAGUUAUUGGUGGUGUGCGUCAGAGGGCAUCGCCAGGCGUGAGCAUGGAAACAGACGACCACCUCCUGCUGGUACUUCUCCUUCCUUCUCUUUCUCUUCAGAACUGCCGCCAUUGAAGACCCAGCUUCCACUUGCCAGACAUUUCCUCUUCAGGUGGCUGGCCUGCUGAGCCAUCUAAAUCCAUUCUGCCACUGAGGAUUUUCCUCAGUGAGGUUCCUCUUGCUCAAGGACGGGGUGGGGGAGUGGGAGGAGAGCAGAGAGCAAAGGGAAGCCUCUCCGGUUGCAUAGUGACUGCAGGCUCCUGGGCAGCCCUGGGCCUUGGUUUGGUUGCCUCCUCUGGGGGAUGCUGGUCAGACCCAGAGGCUGUCAGAAGGUCUGCUCCUAGGAGGGUCCGCACCCUGAGCAUUGGCAGUGCCAACCACAACAGCCAGAAGAUGCCUCUGACCCAGUGCAUCUUCCUCGCUCCCUAGCAGCAGCCUGCAUAACUCAGCAAGAACCUUGGAUGAUGAAAGGGCCAAGAGGGACACACGCACUGGACUUGCUUAGCUCAGAUGGGAAAAGGCUCAGGGGAAAAUGAUGAGUGAGGAUGAGCAGCUUCACUUAGUUUCAUUGAUAGAGUAAGAGAAUGAGCUUUAGUGGCUACAGAAGGAAUUAGUUUAGACAUCAGGAAGGACUUCCUCGCCUGAAGAUUUGUCAUACUGUCUGCUUCCUAGAUAUCUGGUGAAAGUUUGAUUAUAGUUAUUUGUGAGUAGAAAAGGAGAUAAGGGGUUUUCUAUUGGGCAUGUUGAGGAAACAUCCGUGUCUUGCUGCUGUCUCUUGAGGACAUAUUUUGAUUCCAUUCCUGGAUAGAUCCAAGUGCUUACAUAAUGUCUCCUUAGAUGCCUUAGUCGCAAACCAUCGUCAACUCAAUGGACCAAACCACUUUCAUCAUCCUGGAUUUUUUUUGUUGACACAUGUUUUAACUUUCAGAUGUAAAAAGCCACAAUGGGGAAAUGAACUGUAAGUGGUGAAAUUAAUUCUUGAUUCAGUUUAAAACUAUAUUUCUACUUCUUGUCACCUCUUCUCUGUUGCAGUGAGGGUUUGGGCUCCAUUGUGUAUAGACUUUCCCUUCCUUUGUGCACAGAAUGUGACUAACAAGCAUGUUGGUACCCAAGGGAUCUGAUAAGUUUCCAUCCUGGAAAAUAUUUGUACAGAGGGACGGCCCCUCAGGGUGCUCUCUUUCACAGGUGAAGAGUUGGCUACAUAAUCUUAUUGAAGUUUACAUUCCUUAGACUCCAAAAAUAUGUUGAUGCUAUUCUAGUCUUACUCUAGGGACUUUGAUAUUGAAGGAAUCCUGCAUUUUCCUAUCUCCCUAUCUCUUAGAGCCACAAUUAUUUUUAAUACAUAGAUGAUUUUCAAAAUAUUUAACAACUCGUACAGGAUAGAUACCAACCACCCAGAAAGGAUGCCUGCUAUAAACAAGCAGUAUGUAUGGCCAUACCAGUGCCUACUGGCUGAGCAUCACCCUGCUUUCAAAUAUUAAAGUGAUAUCCCUUUGAAUUAUGGCUAUUGUUCCUGCUUGUCUAAUUUCUAUUCACAAGGCUGUUUCAGGGACAGCCUCAGCUUCCUUUCCUAUGGUGCAGACAGGAUCAGGCAUGCUUCUUUGAACUCUAUGGGCAUUAAAAUCUUUGAGAGCCAAAGCUUCACAUUUUAUCACUUUAGGAUAAAUGUAAUCAUUGUACCUGUUUACCUACCUGGUUUAGAAAAAUCAUAAGGCAACCCAUCAUUGAGAAAAGCUUUCUUGCUGACUUUCCCUGUCCCUCUCUGGCUGCUUCCUUGAACUUGCCUCCGUUCUUCUCUGUUCCCUGAGAACAUCCCUCCUCUCUUCCCCCAUCUUGCCCCUCCCAUCUUUUCCUGCCACCUCUGUAUAGGGAAGGUGGUGACUGCAUCCCGUUCCCUUGGCCUCAGUGUGGCUACAAGGAAUAUAGCAGGGAAGUCUCCAUCAUGCAGCAGAACUGGGUGACAGUGUCACUCCAAACAUGUUUCUGCACACACUGAUGUCUCAUGAGGCCCUGUCCAGUGGGCUUCCUAUCUUUGUUACCCUCCCAGGGUCCUGGCACAGCCUACUUUGGGAGGCUAUGCCAGUCUUCUGGGGCGAUUAAAUUUUCCUCAAACAACAGCUAGCUCUGUUUGCGCUACAUCUCAGUGGUAGGAACCACUCCAUACUCUUCCUCUCUCAUCUUUCCCAAAUCCCACCCAGCACUCAAUUCCAGUCCUGGCUGCUUCCCAGCUCAAGUCUGUAGCUGGUGACUAUGGGUGGCAGAGUCAAGUUGGGACAGUGUUUAGGAAAUUGAGAGUGAUAGUGAAACAGAGGCCUCGUGUGUAUGUGUGUGUGUCUGUGUGUGCAUGUGUGCUUACUGACAAAUAAGCAUAUCCAGGAGAUUUCGUUGCUGCUACCGAACAGCCUCGUGCAUCUAAGCUGUGGGAAUAUCACGAGAAUAUGGUCCUUCCCCCAUUUAGGACUUCCCCUCUCUAGCCUGAUAGAAUUGCCUGAGGGCAAAUACAGGUAGCUUAGUCUUAGAAAAAGGUGUUUAAGCUCAACGUUAAGGAGAAACUGAUUUAGGGGUAGAAAUCAAGGCAGGUAGUUAGGUAAUUCCCAUGCCCAGGCUUGCUUGGGCCAGAGAAGUAGUCCACCUCUUCUCUGACAAGGGGAAAUUUCAGCAGUAGUUUGAGUGUUGACAGUCAGUGUCCUGAUAGGCUGGUAUUGUAGAGUAGGAACAGAUGGAGGCCAGGGAUUAAGAAAGUGAUGGUGAGUGGAAUCUUGAUUCUAAGCAGAAAAAGUGGCAUCUUAGUGGCAUCACUAAGUGAGUGGGUUACUUCCUAAUCUAUGACUUAGGGAAGGGUUGGUCUAGGGAGAAGGUAAAGGUCAGCAGAAAUGUGUUGUGAAGUUGCCCAAAAUGUUGCUUACAUGAAAUGCAGGCUAAUUCUUUGUAGCUGUUUAUGAUUUCAAACUUCUGAUGAUGGGACUGCCAGGAGGGCUGGUCUUUACUGCACUCAGCUCCUGUCCCCUCUCCUUGUUCGUAUAUUAAAUUUGCCUUUGGGGUAGAGAGCUAGAGAACCAUUCAUUUCCAAAACAAGUUAUAAAUAGUUGCUCUUUCUGUUUGUCUGAGAUGUGACUGGCUUUUAAAUUAGCCAUAGAUAUUUGAUCAAAAUCUGGUAUGCUAAGUCUUAGCAUCUUAGGUUGACAUCUAUGACCUUUAAGAGGUCUCUGCUUUGGGGAGUCUGGUUUUUGGUCAUCCAAAAAAGACAAUUCCUUGUUUGACUUUAUUUUCUACCUAUUCUGUAUUCUAGACUUUCCUCCUAAUUAAGGAAUCAGUAAUUCUCCCUGAAACUUCUCUGUUGAUUUCAACAUCCAUGUUCAGCAUGUCCAGGUUUUCCUGAUGCAUAGGAGAAGGCUUGAGCCAAGGUCUCGUAGCUUUCAUUCUAACUAUCAUCAGACAUACUCUCCAGUAUGUUCUUUCUACUAAUUUGUCAGCUUCUCUAAAUGUCUGCUUUUGCAGGAGAGUUAGCACAUCCUCCGAGGAUUUUUAAGCACUGCUUGCUAGUUCAUUACUGCAUUUUCCUUAGACUUCUCAGGUUCCCAAGCCACAUCCUGGCAGGACAGUCAACAUGCAUCGGAUAUUCUCAACCUUCUUGACUUUCUUUUGGUUGUAGCUGCCAGACCUCCUAAGGUAGAAAUUGUUCUUGCCGGUCCUAACUGACCAAAUGAGACAUCAUCUCAGUUCUGCCCCCUUUUGCUGACUUGGCUUUUUCAAGCUCUCUUUCCCCUCCUUUCUGCUUUUUCCUCAGUCUUUCAAGUUCUUCUUGAAGGGAAAGAGUUUUUGCUCAGAGGUCCUAACAAUCCCCUCCAGUGGGGGCUGGGAAGAAAGGGAAGGAGGUUGGAUAGUUCUGGGGCUGCUCCAAAAGGGAACUUGAUGGUUAUUUGCCUUAUUUAGGAUGAGGGACUAUGAAUUCUCAAGCCCUCAGGAUCAUCCAUAUUUCAGUGUAAAUAGAGAAAGACAUUUCAAAACCAAAUAGAAGGGAUUUUUCUACCAAACCUACUUUUUGUCAUUCUUGGUGCCCCUGGGAUCUUAUAUUAAUUAUAGAGAAUGGGGUAGUUGACUCAAUUCACGUUUCUUUAGUUUCUUUAUCAGAAGGAGGCUGACUUUCACAACCAAAGAGGUGUGAAGUAACUCUAUCAAAAGAGGAAAGGAGUGUCACAUGAAUCUUUUCAAUAGGAAACAUUAGAAAGUGGGAAAAUUCAACUACAGGCAUAAUUCUUUUAGGAGAUUCUGUGCUCAAAGGGAAUGGAAUAGUUUCUGAUCCUUCUGAAAAGAAAAAGAAUAGCAUUUUCUGAAACCUAACUCACUUUCAGCAUUGGAGAAUACAGAAUUUUUCUUCUAGAUGAUGGCAUUAAUAUUUCUGAGUGGGAGAGAGAGAGCCCACCCAUGGCCCUUUCCCAAGCCCAGCAGGAAUCAACAGAGCUUGGGUUCUCUUAGCAGGUUUGCAGUCGAUUUCAACUUGAAGGUUUUUCACACGUGCAAUAAACUGAAUGUGCAAUUACUCCUUUUGCAAAAGAGGCCAAAAUCAUCCUCCCCAUACCUCUCCUCCAUAUUCACUCCUCCAAGAUGAUAAGCCUCCCUCUCGUUUAUCUGUGUCUGUCUGUCUGAUUGGUUAGAUACAGCUGCCCUCCCAAGCACAUGGUGUCAGGUGGAGAGCAGAGCGACCUUCCCACGGAAGGGGACAGCUUGAGGUGCUGGUACAUUUCCCUCGUUUUCUAUGUUCUUCUUUCUAGUAGGUCUCCUGUAGAAAUAGAGAUAUUUUUGUUUUAGAGAUUCCAAAGUAUAUAUUUUUAGUGUAAGAAAUGUACCCUCUCCACACUCCAUGGUGUAAAUAGAACCGAGAACACGUGUCAUUGUGAUAAUCCCCUAGUGAUCUGUGGUAGCAACAGGACCCCUGUCCCUCACCGCCUAGUCUCACGGUUUGUGUCUGUGAACCAAGGGGGUGAUGGUGACACCUCUGCCUGCCCAGACCUUCCUGUGCUCAAUGGGUGAAAAAUAAAGUCUGUGUAACUGUUAA